CCCCUCCCACCGUCAGCUAUCCUCGGACGACUACUUACUUCUUCGACAAUCUUCCCUCAACCCUUCACGCCAUCGCUCUUAAUGGCGAACAUGGGCGAAAUGGAGUCCAACAUGUCCAGCGCGCAGGAGAAGGGCCCGUCCUCCACCACGGCACUCCACGAAUCACCACUCAACGAUGAGGCUCGUCCCGCGGUCUUUUCCUCCACCGUUCAGGAGAUCCUCUUUGUCGCCGUGGCCACCAUGGCCAUUGCCAUGUCCUCACUCCUGACCGGCAGUGUCACCGUCCUCACCGCGCAAGUGCAGACAGAUCUGGGCAUGACCACCGCUGAACUCACCUGGCUGGCCGGUUCCUCCUCGUGCGCCAUCCCUCCUUUCCUCCUCUAUGUCUCUUCGCAUAUCCGUGUGCUCGCCUGUGGCUCCUUUCUCCUCUGCUUCGGCCGCCUGGCAGACCUGUUUGGCCGCAAGACACUCUUUCUCGGCAGUCUCGUCUUCUACGCUGUCUUCGCUCUGGGUGCCGGAUUUUCCCAGAAGCCCCUGCAACUGGACGUGUUGAACGGUGUGAUGGGUCUGAUGUCGGCUGCCUCGAUUCCGCCGGCGCAGGGGAUGCUGGCCAACCUCUACCCGCGCCCGUCCAAGCGCAAGAAUCGGGUGUUUGCCUGUUUCAGCGCCGGCAAUCCUUUGGGCUUCGUAUUUGGGACCAUCUUCUCGGGUAUCGCGACCCAGCUGUUCAACUGGCGAGCGAGCUUCUUCUUGUUGGCGAUCAUUUACGUCGUGGUUGUGGCGGUCGCAGUCUGGGUAGUGCCGACGGACCAUGGGGCCAAGGAGCCUCUGUCCCUUCUCGCUCUGAAGAAAUUCGACGUCUUCGGGACCAUUCUGACCAUCGCCGGGAUUGGCAUGUUUUCUGGCGCCUUGAGUCUUGGCUCGGAUGCCCCUUCUGGGUGGAAAACACCAUACGUGCUCGUACUGCUCAUUCUGGGCGCGCUGUUCAUAGCUGGCUUCGUCUUCUGGGAGCGUUGGUAUGAAUACCCCUUAGUGCCCAUGUUCAUCUGGCGCGACCGGGACUUCUCCUUGGUCAUCACGAUUCUGCUGCUGGGCUUUCUCGCCUUCCCCAUCAUGACCUUCUGGAUCUCGCUGUUUCUGCAGGAACUCCGGCACUACUCCGCCCUCAUGGUGGCCGUGCACCUGCUCCCCAUGGCGAUUGGCGGCAUCCUGGUCAACAUUGUGGCGGGGCUCAUCAUGCAUCGGGUGUCCAACACGCUGCUCAUGACGAUCGGGGCUACGGCGUACACGGGGGCCUUUCUGCUCAUGGGACUGCAGCAUUCGAGCAGCAGCUACUGGGCAUUUAUCUUCCCCGGAUUGCUGCUGGCGGUGGUGGGGGCGGAUUUUCAGUUCUGCGUCGCAAACAUGUAUGUAAUGAGCGCAUUGCCAGCCGACCAGCAGAGUAUUGCUGGUGGUAUCUUGCAGACGGUGACCAAGCUGUGCGUGACGAUCGGGAUGGGCAUCAGCACGGCCAUCUUCGAUGCCGUCGAGGCGGGCGGGCCCACCAGCCAUGGGUACUUUGCCGGGGAUGCAAUCGCCCCGUACAGUGCCACAUUGCUCUACUGUGCUGGAAUAUCGGCCAUCGGUAUGCCCUUGUGUGCCUUUUUACGUAUCGGAAGACAGGGACAUGGUGGGGAUGACAAGGCGCAGGCGGCGGUGGGGAAGCGAAGCAGUUGGUGUGGGCGACGCAGAACUAAGCAGGAAGCGAUCGGGGAUGAACAUAUUAAUUCGACUGUAUAG
Molecule: messenger RNA, 1779 nt
Organism: Aspergillus neoniger CBS 115656
Lineage: Eukaryota; Fungi; Ascomycota; Eurotiomycetes; Eurotiales; Aspergillaceae
Product: aminotriazole resistance protein
Exons: 3
Coding region: 82-1779 (565 amino acids)
Biological process (GO): transmembrane transport
Cellular component (GO): membrane
Molecular function (GO): transmembrane transporter activity
Source: RefSeq, a predicted model, not a curated record